This is a messenger RNA of Sinocyclocheilus anshuiensis, 14746 nucleotides long. RefSeq names its product dynein heavy chain 5, axonemal-like. Gene Ontology annotation, biological process: microtubule-based movement. The transcript has 80 exons. Gene Ontology annotation, molecular function: dynein intermediate chain binding; ATP hydrolysis activity; ATP binding. Lineage: Eukaryota; Metazoa; Chordata; Actinopteri; Cypriniformes; Cyprinidae. Gene Ontology annotation, cellular component: axonemal dynein complex. The record is from RefSeq and is a predicted model, not a curated record.
AAUGCUGCCCAGCACACCCGACAUUCAAAACAAGCAAAAGCUGAAGGAAGAGCGUGAGGCCAAGAGAGCACAGCUGGACAGCAGACAUGACUAUGUUCUCAGCAUUGUGUCCUCUUGCGUGGGUCUGGAGAAAGCUGAAGUGGAAGAUGCGAUACUGGAGGGCACACAGAUUGAGCGGAUAGAGCAGUUCUUUGCUGCCAAUGGCCUCCCUCACCUCAUUUUAUACUACCAGGACACAGAGCCUGUAGAUAUCGGUUAGUAAAGCCUGUGAAAAUAAUCAUUAGUAAAAAAAUCUAAUAAGAAAGCCAAGGUCUUUGUGACGGAAGGCACAGAUGUGGCCCUCACUGGCAUUUGUGUAUUUUUCACCCGGGCAAACACCUCCAAGCCUAUCACAUCAGAGAAUAUCCACAGGGAUGUGAACUUUAACAUGUUGGACACCAUGGGUGUUGGUCUGCUGAAGAGCGUGGAGCAGCUGCUGUCAGAGAUCUUCAUCCCCACUCUGAGGAAGAUGAACCACGGCUGGGCAGAGCUAGCAAGCCCGCAGGCUCAGGCUGUCAAGCAAGACUUUAUUAGCUCUCUGGACAGCUUUGUCUCUGUGUUAGCCGGGGCACAGGAGAGCCUGCAGGAAAAGGUAAACCUCAAAGAAUGUGAAACGUUUGACUUGAAAACAUUGAAAGGUCCUUCAGAUUACACAGCUGUGGCCAAUAGCGCAGAAGCUCUGGAGAAGAUCGAAGCCUGCAUGAAAACUUGGGUCAAACAGAUCGAACAGGUCCUUGCAGAGAGUGACCAGUUAAGGAAAGAAGCAGAUGACCUGGGCCCCCGUGCAGAGCUUGACCACUGGAAGAAACGCAUGUCCCGUUUCAACUACCUGCUGGACCAGUUGAAGAGCCCUGAGGUCAAAGCUGUGUUGGGGGUUCUUAUUAUAGCCAAGUCCAAACUGAUUAAGGUUUGGCGAGAACUAGACAUCAGAAUCACUGAUGCGGCAAAUGAGGCCAAAGACAAUGUGAAGUACCUGUACACCCUUGAGAAGUUCUGUGACCCGCUGUACAACAGCAACCCUGUGUCAAUGGUAGAAGCUAUUCCUGGGCUUAUAAAUGCAAUACGUAUGAUCCAUAGCAUCUCACGUUACUACAACACCUCAGAGAAGAUCACUUCCCUUUUUGUCAAGGUUACGAAUCAAAUGAUUACUGCCUGUAAGGCCUAUAUUACAAAUAGUGGCUCGGCAACCAUAUGGGAUCAGCCGCAGGAAGUGGUAUCCGAGAAGCUUAAAGCUGCCAUUCGCUUGAAUCAGGAAUACCAGAAAUAUUUCCAAAAAACCAAGCAGAAGCUGGAGGAGAAUCCCUCGGAGCGUCAGUUUGACUUUAGCGAGAUGUACAUCUUUGGCAAGUUUGACACGUUUCAGCGACGGCUGAACAAAAUUCUAAACAUGUUUAGCACCAUUUCCACCUACAAUGCCCUGCAGGACUCCAAAAUUGAGGGACUGGAAACCAUGGCAACCAGAUUUCAGGCCAUUGUGUUGACCAUGAAGAAACAACAGUACAGUUUCCUGGACCAAAGAAGGACAGACUUUGAUCAGGACUAUGAUGAAUUUUGUAAACAAACUAGUGAACUUCAUAACCAACUGAAAACUUUCAUGGACAACACAUUUGACAGAAUUCAAAAUACUGAGCGGGCUUUAUAUGUGCUCAAGAAAUUUGAAAGGCUUGGCAUCUCAGACUUGGGCAUCAGUGAGAAGUACCAGAAAAUUCUGCAAAACUUCGGAAGGGACAUUGAGAUGGUCUAUCGAAUUUACACCAAGCAGAAGACGGACCCCCCCAUUGCUCCAGACCUCCCUCCGAUCGCAGGGAGUAUCUUGUGGGCUCGGCAGCUGUACAGCUGCAUCCAGGAGCCCAUGGAUCUCUUCCAGGAGAUGCCUGGGCUACUCAGCACUCCAGAUGCCAAACCCAUCAUUCGAAAUUACAACCGGGUAGCCAAGGUGCUGCUGGAGUUUGAGGUGCUUUAUCAUCAGAACUGGAUGGCACAGACUGAAGCAGUCAAAGUGGGCCUGCAAGCCUCUUUGCUCGUCAAGAGUCCAGAAACUGGGGAGCUGUACGUGAACUUUGACCCCCAGAUCCUGACCCAGAUUCGAGAAACAGACAGUAUGCUAGGAAUGGGAUUGGAGAUUCCACCCUUUGCAGCCAUCUUGCAGCAGAAAAAGGAUGUUCUCAAAAAGAGCUACAAUAAACUUCAGUUGAUGGUGAGAGAGAACUCCAGAGUGAGGUCUAAGAUCCAGCCAGCCUUUGAACAACUGCUCAUGCCACAUGUGGCUAAAGUAGAUGAGGCCAUUCUGCCCGGUCUGACCUCCCUCAAUUGGACCUCUCUAAACACUGAGAAAUACCUUAAUCGAAUCACUACUGCACUUGAGGACCUUGAACUUCUGCUGCAAAGAGUGAAUGAUCUGGUGGAGUUUAGAAUCGACGCGGUUCUGCAGGAAAUGAGCUUGACUACGUUGUGUGUGUUGCCUGAAGAUGAGCCAUGCACCUGCGAGGAGUUUGUACAGACCACCAAGGAGCUUUGCAUCAAAGGAGCCCAAAUGCUGCAUACCAAAAGCUCAUUGGUGGAGGAGGCAGCCAAUGAGCUGAUUAAUAUGUUACUGGAAUUUGAGCAGAAGGAGGAAGGAGAGAGAAACCGGGAUGAGAGCAGAACAGAGAGCAAAGUGGAACAGAUGGACAAGGAGGAAUUUAAAUCAGAGGGCCGUCUCUUGUCACGUAGCACCAUGGCCCCUAGUGUUGGCCCCUCUUCUCCGCUGAUGAGAAAGAAGAAAAAGAAGGAUUUGAUGAAGGUGAUGGAGGAGGAGGCAAAGGAGCUGCUGUCUCAUUUCAACCACCGGAACGUGGAUGCAUUACUGCGCCUUACCCGUAACACACUGGAGACUCUACGCAAACGCAUCCAUGCGUCAUCACUGAUGCAUUUCCUGGAUGCAGACUCCUCAAUUCGGCAGAGGGGAAGUGGGCAGCAGCCCAUCUUUAGGGUGGGAGUGUGUUUAGCCAUCCCCAACAUCAUCACAGUUCCAGGGCUAGAUGAGGUUCAGCAAGCCUUGAACAGAGCUGUGGACUGUCUGGUCAGCGUCAGUAAAGGAGUUGGACAGUGGAGCAAGGAGAGAAUUUCCAAGAGGAAAAUGAGUGAGCGACGCAUGGCCGCUCUGAAACAGAACAGCCAAGAGAGUGAAUCAGAAGAUGGUGAAUCGACCUAUCGCAGUACCUCAGAUAUAUCAGCAUCUGCAAACCAGGUCAUUCCCAUCCAAAUUAAGAACUACCACAAAAGCAUAUCUGAGAACAAAGAGAUUGUGAAGCUGGUCUCUGUGCUUAGUACGUCCAUCAACUCCACCAGGAAGGAAAAAGUGAACGCUCUGGAUCGCUUCAGCCUCUAUCACCACAUCUGGAAGAAAGAUCGAGAGGAAACCAUCCAGAAAUUCAUCCAGGGGAACCCUCUUCUUUCUGAAUUUGAGUCUCAGAUUCUAUACUACAGGGAUCUUGAGCUAGAAAUUAAUGCAAAGCCUGAAUUUAUCUCAGUAGGAGCUCUGGCACUAUAUACAGCGGAUCUAAAAUUGGCUCUUACUGCUGAGACAAAGAGUUGGAUGGUGGAUUUUGGUCACCACUGCAACAGGAAGUAUCGCAUGGAGAUGGAACAGAUCUUCACUUUUAUAGAUGAGGCGAGCAAGAAACUCAACAGGCAAAUUAAAGACUUGGAUGAUAUUCGUAUCGCCAUGGCAAUGCUCAAAGAGAUCAGAGAACACCAAAUCUCCAUAGACUUUCAAGUUGGUCCAAUUGAGGAAUCGUACAGCAUGCUACAUAAAUAUGGAUUGUUGAUUGCCAAAGAGGAAGCAGACAAAGUGGACACACUUCGGUACACCUGGGAGAAACUGCUUUCCCGUAGCACAGAGGUGCAGAAUGAGCUGGUGACCCUUCAACCAAACUUCAGGGGAGAACUCAUCAGAAACGUUGAGAUCUUUGUGGAAGACUGCCAACUCUUCUACCAUGACUAUGACGGGGAUGGCCCCAUGGUGGUUGGAUUGGCUCCUCAGGAUGCCAGUGACAGGCUUAUAAUGUUUCAGAAUCGCUUUGACAACCUGUUCCGCAAGUAUAUAACAUACACAGGUGGGGAGGAGCUUUUUGGCCUACCUGUUACCCAGCAUCCUCAGUUGCUUGAGAUCAGGAAACAGUUGACACUUCUCCAAAAGCUCUAUGGACUCUACAACAGUGUCAUUGACACAGUCAAUGGCUACUAUGACAUCUCAUGGGCCGACAUCAAUAUUGACAGAAUCAACAAUGAACUACUUGAGUUUCAGUCGAGGUGCCGUAAGCUGCCACGGGCCCUUAAAGAGUGGCAGGCAUUUCUGGACCUCAAAAAAACUAUUGACGAUUUUAGCGAGUGCUGCCCUCUGCUGGAUCUAAUGACUAACAAAGCCAUGAUGACCCGUCACUGGAAGAGGAUUACUGAGGUUACAGGUCACACCUUUGAAGUCGAAACUGAUAACUUCAAGCUUCGCAACAUCAUGGAAGCCCCACUGCUGAAGUACAAAGAAGAAAUUGAGGACAUCUGUAUUAGUGCUGUGAAGGAGCGUGACAUCGAGCAGAAACUCAAGCAAGUAAUUGCGGAAUGGGACAACAAGACCUUUACCUUUGCUCACUUUAAAACCAGAGGUGAGCUCCUUCUGAGAGGAGACAGCACAUCUGAGAUCAUUACUAACAUGGAGGACAGUCUGAUGGUGCUUGGCUCACUUAUGAGCAACAGAUACAAUACACCGUUCAAAGCUCAGAUCCAGAAGUGGGUUCAGAACCUCUCCAACACAACAGACAUCAUUGAGAACUGGAUGACUGUGCAAAACCUCUGGAUUUACCUUGAGGCUGUUUUUGUUGCUGGAGACAUAGCCAAACAGCUGCCGAAGGAGGCAAAGCGGUUCUCCAACAUUGAUAAAUCCUGGGUGAAAAUCAUGACUCGAGCUCAUGAAAUGCCCAAUGUAGUCCAGUCGUGUGUUGGAGAUGAGACUAUGGGUCAGCUGCUGCCUCACCUGCUGGAACAGCUAGAGAUGUGUCAAAAAUCCCUCACAGGGUAUCUGGAGAAGAAGCGAUUGCUAUUUCCACGUUUCUUCUUUGUGUCAGAUCCUGCCCUGCUGGAGAUUUUGGGCCAAGCAUCUGACUCACACACCAUCCAGGCUCACCUGCUCAACAUCUUUGACAACAUCAAAUGUGUCCGCUUCCAUGAAAAGAUGCAUGAUAAGAUUCUGGCAAUAUCAUCCCGAGAAGGUGAGACAGUUGAGCUGGACAGGCCCGUUAUAGCGGAGGGCAAUGUGGAGGUCUGGCUUAAUGCACUACUGAAAGAAUCCCAGAGGUCUUUACACCUUGUCAUCCGUCAGGCUGCACUUGCCAUUCAAGACUCUGGCUUUGAGUUGAUCAAAUUUUUGGACUCCUUUCCUGCACAGGUUGGUUUACUGGGAAUCCAGAUGAUCUGGACGAAGGAUUCUGAGGAUGCUUUGAGCAAUGCCAGAUAUGACCGUAAGAUCAUGGCUAAAACCAACCAUUUUUUUCUUGAGCUCCUCAACAAUUUGAUUGACAUGACCACAAAGGACCUUGGAGCUGUUGAACGGACAAAAUAUGAAACACUAAUCACCAUUCACGUGCACCAGAGGGACAUCUUUGAUGAUUUGUGUCGUUUGCACAUCAAAAGUCCCACAGACUUUGAAUGGUUGAAGCAAUGCCGCUUUUACUUUAAUGAAGACUCGGAUAAGAUGAUGAUCAACAUCACUGACGUGGGUUUCGAGUACCAGAAUGAGUUUCUAGGCUGCACCGACAGGCUGGUCAUCACUCCUCUCACUGACAGAUGCUACAUUACUUUAGCUCAAGCUCUGGGAAUGAGCAUGGGUGGAGCCCCAGCUGGGCCAGCAGGGACAGGAAAGACAGAAACUACUAAGGACAUGGGCCGCUGUCUGGGCAAAUAUGUGGUGGUAUUCAACUGCUCCGACCAGAUGGACUUCAGAGGCUUGGGCAGAAUAUUCAAAGGUCUUGCUCAGUCUGGCUCCUGGGGUUGUUUUGAUGAGUUUAACCGUAUCGACCUGCCAGUGCUUUCAGUAGCAGCUCAGCAAAUCGCCAUUGUACUCACCUGCAAGAAAGAACGGCGGAAGAACUUCAUCUUUACAGAUGGAGAUAACGUGGAGAUGAACCCAGAAUUUGGCAUAUUCCUCACCAUGAAUCCUGGAUAUGCAGGGCGGCAAGAACUUCCAGAGAAUCUGAAAAUUAACUUCCGCUCAGUGGCGAUGAUGGUUCCUGACAGACAGAUAAUUAUCAGAGUGAAACUGGCAAGCUGUGGCUUCAUUGACAAUAUUGAACUAGCCAGGAAAUUCUUCACUCUAUACAAGCUGUGCGAGGAGCAGCUCUCUAAACAGGUCCACUAUGACUUCGGUCUCCGAAAUAUCCUGUCCGUCCUGCGCACACUUGGAGCAGCAAAACGGGCCAAUCCUAAUGACACAGAGUCUACUAUUGUCAUGAGAGUUUUGCGAGAUAUGAACCUGUCCAAACUGAUUGAUGAGGAUGAGCCAUUGUUUCUGAGUUUGAUUGAGGAUCUUUUCCCUGGAAUUCAGUUGGAUAAAGCUGGAUACCCUGAUCUGGAGUCAGCCAUAGACAAACAGGUAACUGAGGCUGGUCUAAUCAAUCACCCACCAUGGAGGUUAAAGGUCAUUCAGCUAUAUGAGACUCAAAGAGUUCGUCAUGGGAUGAUGGCACUAGGACCCAGCGGAGCAGGAAAAACAACCUGCAUUCAUACCCUGAUGAAGGCCAUGACCGAUUGUGGCCAGCCUCACAGAGAGAUGCGCAUGAACCCUAAAGCUAUAACUGCACCUCAAAUGUUUGGUCGACUUGAUGUGGCAACCAAUGACUGGACUGAUGGAAUCUUUUCCACUCUUUGGAGGAAAACACUCAGAGCAAAGAAAGGGGAACACAUAUGGAUUGUCCUUGAUGGGCCAGUUGAUGCUAUAUGGAUUGAAAACCUAAACUCAGUCCUGGAUGAUAACCGCACACUGACAUUGGCCAAUGGUGACCGCAUCCCCAUGGCUCCCAAUUGCAAGAUUGUGUUUGAGCCACACAACAUCGAUAACGCUUCCCCAGCCACAGUGUCCCGUAAUGGAAUGGUGUUUAUGAGCUCUUCUGUCCUUAACUGGAGCCCUAUUUUGGAGGGCUGGCUGAAGAACCGUUCCCCUCAGGAAGGAGUGGUCCUGAGGGAGCUCUUCUCCUCCUCCUUUCCUGAGCUGUAUCGGUUCAGCGUUCAGUCUUUGCAGUAUAAAAUGGACAUGCUGGAGGCCUUCAUCAUCAUGCAGUGCAUAAACAUGCUGCAAGGACUCAUUCAGCCCAAGGAGCAGGGAGGGGAGCUGUCUCGUGAGCACACGGAGCGUCUGUAUGUCUUCGCUCUGAUGUGGAGUGUGGGAGCUCUAUUGGAACUGGAUGAUCGAAUGAAGUUGGAGAGAUGGCUCCGUCACCAUGACAGCAUUCACCUUGACGUUCCCAACAUCCCUCCCCACAGCGAGGACACUAUGUUCGACUUUUACGUCACUAAUGAUGGCCACUGGGUUCACUGGAAUACCAGAGUGGAAGAAUAUAUUUACCCACCCGACUCCACACCAGAGUAUGGCUCCAUACUGGUGCCCAAUGUAGACAAUGUUCGCACUGACUUUCUCAUCCAGACCAUUGCAAAGCAGGGCAAGGCUGUGCUUUUGAUAGGAGAGCAGGGCACUGCCAAAACUGUCAUCAUCAAAGGCUGCAUGUCCAAAUACGACCCAGAGUCCCACACUGCCAAGAGUCUCAAUUUCUCUUCUGCCACCACACCUCUUAUGUUUCAGCGUUCUGUGGAGAGUUAUGUAGAUAAACGAAUGGGAACCACGUAUGGCCCUCCGGCAGGAAAAAAAAUGUCCAUCUUUAUUGACGACAUCAAUAUGCCUGUGAUCAAUGAGUGGGGUGACCAGGUCACCAAUGAGAUAGUUCGGCAGCUGAUGGAGCAAAAUGGCUUCUUUAACCUGGAGAAACCAGGAGAGUUCACCAACAUUCUGGAUAUCCAAUUCUUGGCAGCUAUGAUCCAUCCUGGAGGGGGACGAAAUGACAUUCCCCAGAGACUGAAGAGACAGUUUUCUAUUUUCAACUGUACUCUUCCUUCCAAUGCCUCCAUAGACAAGAUUUUUGGUGUGAUAGGCACUGGUCAUUACUGUUCCCGUCGGGGAUUUUCAGAAGAAGUACGCAAUACAGUGGUCAGGCUGGUUCCACUGACUCGAAAACUAUGGCAAAUGACAAAGGUUAAAAUGCUGCCCACUCCCGCCAACUUCCACUACAUUUUUAACCUGCGUGACCUCUCCCGCAUCUGGCAGGGAAUGCUCAGCGUGACUGCAGAGGUUAAUAGCUCGUCUGAUGUAUUACUACGGCUGUGGAAGCAUGAAUGCAAACGUGUUAUUGCUGACCGGUUUACUGCCCCAGAGGAUGUGGCCUGGUUUGACUACACACUGGCCAAGCUGGUUGAAGAAGAGCUUGGGGAAGAAGAACGAAUGGUGGUGGAUCUUGGGGUGGAUUCCUACUUUGUGGACUUUCUCAGAGAUGCACCUGAGGCCACAGGUGAAGAGCCAGAGGAAACUGAUUUCGACAUCCCAAAAGAAUAUGAGCCCUUCAAAUCCUUUGAUAGUCUAAUGGAGAGGCUGAACAUGUUUUUGAGUCAUUAUAACGAGAGUAUCAGAGGAGCAGGCAUGGAUAUGGUCUUCUUCAGGGAUGCCAUGAUUCAUCUGGUUAAGAUUUCUCGGAUUAUCAGGACCCCUCGGGGAAAUGGCCUUCUGGUCGGUGUAGGGGGAUCUGGAAAACAGAGUCUGACAAGACUAGCAUCUUUCAUCGCUGGCUACAAGACUUUCCAGAUUACACUCACCCGUUCCUACAACACCCUCAACCUGAUGGAGGACCUGAAGGGAUUGUACAGGACUGCUGGACAACAGGGCAAAGGCAUCAGCUUUAUUUUCACUGACAACGAGAUCAAGGAUGAAUCCUUCCUGGAGUACAUGAACAACGUCCUUUCAUCAGGAGAGGUGUCCAAUCUGUUUGCUCGAGAUGAGAUCGACGAGAUUAUCAGUGACCUCAUUCCAGUCAUGAAGCGAGAGUUUCCACGGCGUCCACCCACAAAUGAAAACCUACAUGAGUAUUUUAUGAGCAGAGUGAGGCAGAACCUUCACGUGGUUCUGUGCUUCUCUCCAGUCGGAGAGAGGUUCCGUAAUCGAGCUUUGAAAUUUCCUGCUCUCAUUUCAGGAUGCACCAUGGACUGGUUUAGUCGCUGGCCCAAAGAUGCUCUGAUCGCAGUGUCAGAACACUUCCUGUCCACGUAUGACAUAGACUGCACUCCCGAGGUAAAGGGGGAAGUGGUUCAGUGCAUGGGCUCUUUUCAGGAUGGGGUGGCAGAAAAGUGUGCAGAUUAUUUUCAGCGGUACCGCCGUUCCACACACGUCACACCCAAAUCCUACCUGUCAUUCAUCCAUGACUACAAGACCAUCUACAAAGAAAAGCACUUAGAGGUUCAGACUCUAGCUGACAGGAUGAACACCGGCCUCCAGAAACUCAAGGAGGCCUCUGAGUCUGUUGCUGCCCUCAGCAAAGAACUGGAGGUGAAGGAGAAAGAACUUCAAAUAGCCAAUGAGAAGGCUGAUAUGGUGUUGAAGGAGGUGACUGUGAAGGCUCAGGCUGCUGAAAAGGUCAAAGUCGAAGUUCAGAAGGUCAAAGAUAAAGCGCAGGCCAUAGUGGACAGCAUCUCUGCAGACAAGGCCAUUGCUGAAGAGAAGUUGGAGGCAGCAAGGCCUGCUCUGGAAGAGGCUGAGGCAGCACUGCAGACCAUAAAGCCAUCAGAUAUUGCCACGGUGCGAACACUGGGCAGACCGCCCCACCUCAUCAUGCGAAUUAUGGACUGUGUGUUAUUGCUCUUCCAGAGGAGAGUGAACACAGUGAAAAUUGAUCCUGAGAAAAACUGCUCCAUGCCCUCCUGGCAAGAAUCACUCAAACUUAUGACUGCUGGCAACUUCCUGGGCAGUCUACAGCAAUUCCCCAAAGACACCAUCAAUGAGGAGGUGGUGGAACUCCUUUCUCCAUACUUUGACAUGUCAGACUAUAAUAUAGAAACAGCCAAGAGAGUGUGCGGCAAUGUUGCAGGGCUUUGCUCCUGGACCAAAGCCAUGGCUGCCUUCUUCUCUAUCAAUAAAGAAGUGCUUCCUUUGAAGGCUAAUCUGGCAGUUCAGGAGAACAGGCUGGACAUAGCUAAUGUGGACCUCCAGAAAGCCCAGGCAGAACUAGAUGCUAAGCAAGCAGAGCUGGAUGUAGUUCAGGCCGAGUAUGAGAAGGCCAUGAUGGAAAAACAGACUUUACUGGAGGAUGCGGAAAGGUGUCGGCACAAGAUGCAAACCGCCUCUAGUCUUAUCAGUGGGCUGGCAGGAGAGAAAGAGCGUUGGACACAGCUUAGUAAAGAUUUCGCUGCUCAGACCAAGCGACUAGUUGGUGAUGUGCUGCUGGCUACAGCCUUCCUUUCCUACUCGGGGCCUUUUAACCAAGAGUUCCGCAACCUUCUUAUCACUGAUUGGCAGAGAGAAAUGAAGUCCCGUCGGAUUCCUUUUAGGACCAAUCUGAAUCUCACUGAGAUGUUGAUUGACGCUCCCACAGUAAGUGAAUGGAACCUACAGGGGCUGCCCAAUGACGACCUGUCCAUCCAGAAUGGGAUUAUUGUUACAAAGGCUGCCAGGUUUCCCCUGCUGAUUGACCCCCAGACCCAGGGAAAGAUCUGGAUCAAGAACAAAGAGUCCAAGAAUGAGCUUCAGAUCACCUCACUGAAUCACAAGUACUUCAGAAACCAUCUAGAGGACAGUUUAUCUCUAGGACGUCCCCUGCUCAUUGAAGAUGUUGGGGAAGAAUUGGAUCCUGCCUUGGACAAUGUCCUGGAGAAGAACUUCAUCAAGACUGGGUUCACAUAUAAGGUGAAAGUAGGUGAUAAAGAAGUGGAUGUAAUGAAGGGUUUCCGUCUCUAUGUGACCACCAAGCUGCCCAACCCAGCAUACACUCCUGAGAUCAGCGCAAGGACAUCCAUUAUCGACUUCACUGUUACAAUGAGGGGCCUGGAAGAUCAGCUAUUGGGAAGAGUUAUUCUCACUGAGAAACAGGAACUGGAGAAGGAGCGGACUGACCUGCUGGAGGAUGUCACAGCCAAUAAACGUAAAAUGAAGGAACUGGAGGAUAAUUUACUUUUUAGGCUAACUAGCACGCAGGGCUCCCUGGUGGAUGACGAGAGCCUCAUCACAGUGCUGGGAAACACGAAACGCACUGCAGAGGAGGUCACACAGAAACUCCAGAUUGCUGCAGAGACUGAGAUCCAGAUCAAUGCGGCCCGCGAGGAAUACAGACCCGGUGGGAGCUUAGAGCUCGUCUGUCUUUUAGUGAUUAAAUUGUUUUGUUUUUCAACGAUACAUCGAGAAAUUUGCUUCAUCUCUUCCUCUAGUUUGUUACUUCAGAUCUUAAAUUUAAUCACUGAAAGAUCAGGUAGCCUUGUGGUCAGAGAAGUGGCCCAUUACCUCGAAGGAGGUGCUUCGCUAGACCUGAAGGCCUGUCCACCCAAAGCUGCAAAGUGGAUCCUGGACAUAACAUGGCUCAACCUGGUGGAGCUGAGCAAGCUGUGGCAGUUCUCUGACAUUCUAGAUCAGAUUGUGCGUCAUGAGAAACAGUGGAAGAGCUGGUUUGAUCGAGAAGCACCAGAGGAAGAACCAAUCCCAAAUGCAUAUGACCAGGCUUUGGACUGUUUCAGACGAAUGCUCCUUAUUCGAUCCUGGUGUCCAGAUAGAACCAUUGCUCAGGCACGAAAGUACAUCAUGCACUCAAUGGGGGAGAGAUAUGCUGAGGGAGUGAUUCUGGACCUGGAGAAGACCUGGGAGGAGUCGGACCCUCGCACUCCUCUCAUUUGCUUCCUGUCCAUGGGUUCAGACCCAACAGACUCAAUCAUAGCCCUGGGUAAACGACAGAGAAUUGAAACUCGUUACGUCUCAAUGGGACAAGGGCAGGAAGUUCAUGCACGCAAACUUCUGCAGCACUCCAUGGCUAAUGGAGGCUGGGCUUUACUUCAAAACUGUCAUCUGGGUCUGCAUUUUAUGGACGAACUCAUGGAUACAAUCACAGAGACGGACAGUGUUCAUGACACCUUCAGACUGUGGAUGACCACUGAGGUCCACAGACACUUUCCUAUCACUCUCCUGCAGAUGUCAAUCAAAUUUACAAACGAGCCUCCUCAGGGACUGAAAGCUGGACUUAAGAGGACUUAUGGAGGUAUCAGUCAGGAUCUUCUGGAUGUGAGUAACAUGGUCCAGUGGAGGCCCAUGCUGUACGGUGUAGCAUUCCUCCAUUCCACUGUCCAAGAGAGGCGAAAAUAUGGACCUUUAGGUUGGAACAUUCCAUAUGAGUUCAACCAGGCAGACUUCAAUGCAACAAUACAGUUUGUCCAGAAUCACCUGGAUGAUAUAGAUAUCAAGAAGGGUGUGUCCUGGAACACUGUACGAUACAUGAUCGGCGAGAUCCAGUAUGGCGGUAGGGUGACUGAUGACUAUGACAAGCGUCUCUUGAACACGUUUGCAAAGGUGUGGUUCAAUGAGAACAUGUUCAACCCUGAUUUCAACUUCUACAAAGGCUACAGCAUUCCCAGAUGCAAUAGCGUGGACCAGUAUCUCCAAUAUGUGCAGGGUCUCCCCACAUAUGACACCCCUGAGGUGUUCGGCCUCCACCCAAAUGCAGACAUCACCUACCAAAGCAAACUCGCCAAGGAUGUACUAGACAAUAUCCUGAGCAUCCAACCAAAGGACAGCUCUAGUGGAGGCGGAGAGACCAGGGAGGCGAUUGUGGGUCGGCUAGCAGAUGAUAUGCUGGAGAAACUGCCCCCAGAUUUUGUACCAUCUGAGGUCAGAGAGAGAUUGAUGAGCAUGGGUCCCCUUCAGCCUAUGAACAUUUUCCUGCGGCAGGAGAUUGAUCGCAUGCAGAGAGUGAUUGUUCUGGUCAGAAACACACUGAGUGACCUGAAGCUGGCCAUUGAUGGAACCAUCAUUAUGAGUGAGAACCUGCGGGAUGCACUGGACUGCAUGUAUGAUGCCCGAAUACCUGCACGCUGGAAAAAGGUUACAGAUCGAGCACCUCCACCUGGCGUGGUGGUCACAAGCUCCCGCCCAAAGCCUGUACGUUCUCAUCCACGCUUGUGGCCAAGGCUUACAGAGCAGCGGGGGAAGGCUGCAUCUGCCCUGCACGCCAUGGCCACCCUCCAGGUCUACCAGGCCAAGGUGCUCAAAGAGCUGCACGAGGGCAGUGCUGACCCCGAAGUCUUGCAGAAGGCGCGCACUGCUACCGACCUCGCCCUCCGGGAGACAAAGGUCACUGCGCACUCCUUGGGUCAGGUGAUGUCCACUUUGGUGGUCCAGGAGCGCCACCUAUGGCUGAACCUGGCAGACAUGAGGGAGUCUGAUCGGACUCAGCUCCUCAACUCCUCGGUCUCCCAGGCUGGCCUCUUCGGCGACGCGGUUGAGAGUUUUACCCAGCAAUUCUCUGCCGCCCAGAAGCAGUCUGAGGCCAUAAAACAUAUUCUGCCCUGGCGGCCUGCUGCUGACUCCAUACUGCCGCCGGCUCAGCCACCGCAGCCUGCUCGUCGCCGAGGGCGCCCCCCUGCGGUCUCCUCCACUCCCGCUCAGCCACAGCAGCAGCCUCCACCCCGGCCGCAGCGAGGAGAUAGCCGCAGAAGGGUGGCGCAGCCCGUCUCUGCCUCUAAACCUGCCAAGCGUCCGGCCAAGCGGCCGAUCGACCUGAAGGACGCCUACUUUCAUGUCUCCAUUCUUCCUCGACACAGACCGUUUCUUCGGUUUGCUUUUGAGGGGCAGGCAUAUCAGUACAAAGUUCUCCCAUUUGGGUUGGCCCUGUCUCCCCGCGUCUUUAUGAAGAUCGCGGAGGGAGCUCUGGCUCCUUUCCGGGAGCAAGGUGUCCAUAUCCUCAACUACCUCGAUGACUGGCUGAUUCUAGCUCACUCUCGAGUACAGUUGUGCGAGCACAGGGAUCUGGUGCUCAGACACUUUGCCCGUCUGGGUCUUCGGAUGCCUCUGCCACGGGCUGGGGUGCCAUGUGCAACGGACAUGCUGCGUCAGGCUCCUGGACGGGACCCGACUUCAGUGGCAUGUCAAUUGACUCGAGUUGCUAGCAGUAUGGCUUGCUCUGCACCGCUUCAAGGCCCUGCAGAAGGACAAGCACGUUCUGGUCCGUACGGACAACACUGCGACCAUAGCGAGAUCACUCGUGCUAACAAGGGGUGGGCGUUGGACCGUAUGGUUCUGUGUAAUGAAGUUACAAAAUGGAUGAAGGAUGACAUCACACAGCCUCCUGCAGAGGGGGUGUAUGUUUACGGUCUCUAUCUGGAAGGGGCUGGCUGGGACCGGAGGAACUGCAGGCUCAUUGAUUCCAAACCCAAAGUACUGUUUGAGAUGAUGCCUGUGGUCAGGAUGUACGCAGAGAAUAAUGGUGUCAAAGAUCCUCGCUUGUACUCAUGUCCAAUAUAUAAAAAGCCUGUUCGAACAGACCUGAACUACAUCGCAGCUGUUGACCUGAGAACCAGUCACCCCCCAGAAUACUGGAUCCUGAGAGGAGUGGCCCUCCUGUGUGACGUCAAAUAAUAGUCUUUUAAAAUAAUUGUAUACAAAUGU